GCAAAACAGCCAGCCAGGGAGGCGUUCCAGUCAGUUAGCUCGUACCUGCACCGUAGCUGAACUGGUAAAAUUGAAUAUUAAAAUUAACCCUAUAAACCAGUGGUAAAUAAUCAAGAUAUGGUCGAUUGAAGUUCAAACGCAAUGUAAUAAACGACCAACAGAACUAUACAGCUCAAAAUUUUAAUAUAGAAUAGAAGUAAACUUUAUGAUGGGGUCGAAAUUCCAUAUUAGUUUUAUUGCGCGUUGUAUAUAUUGAUGUGAGUGAAUUUUGGAAACGAAAAUGCAUAGUUUAGCCAUAAUUGCUGUUACCACAACUUUGAUUUAUUCCGCGCUAAGCGCGGUGCAUUCCGAUAGUAAUGCAUCGGACAACUCCCUGAACGAAUCUCCAACCAACAAUGUCACCAAAGGGAGUAUAUCCUAUUUUGAUAGUAACGUGUCUACAAAUGUAACUGCUCUGCUGGGAAGAACUGCAUAUUUAAACUGCCGUGUUAAAAACUUCAGCAAUAGAACAUUGCAGGUGUCAUGGCUCAGACACAGAGAUGUCCAUUUACUUACUGUAGGUCACUAUACUUAUACAAACGAUCAAAGAUUUAAAGCUAUCCAUUCAGUCCAUACAGGAGAUUGGACUCUUAUGAUUAAAUAUCCUCAGCACACCGAUUCUGGCGUUUACGAAUGUCAAGUUUCUACUAGUCCUCAUAUGAGUGCUUAUUUUUACUUAUAUGUCGUUGAAGCCAUUUCGGAAAUACUUGGUGGACCAGAACUCUAUGUUGAUGUCGGAAGUACUAUUAACUUAACUUGCGUGGUUAGGCACAGUCCAGAACCUCCGGCUUAUAUUAUUUGGAACCACGAAGGCACAAUCAUUACUUAUUCGAGUAAACGGGGUGGCGUCAGUGUUAAAACUGAAAGGGAAGACGUUAGCAGAAGUGUUCUUCUUAUCAGAAAUGCACAUUCAUCUGAUUCCGGUCUCUACACAUGCAACCCUUCUAAUGCUAGACCUUCCAACAUCACCGUACACGUCCUUAAUGGUGAGCACCUAGAAGCCAUGCAGUUUAGUGGAAAAAUCUCCACAUACCCUCCGCUUACAUUAACAGCCCUCAUUGUACUUUCAACGGUGUAUUUUAUGUAUUGCUAAAUACAUUUUUUUGUGGAAAAUCAGUCUUUUUUCUUGUGUAAAAAUGUUUUUACCAUGUAGAUACC
Molecule: messenger RNA, 1197 nt
Organism: Agrilus planipennis (emerald ash borer)
Lineage: Eukaryota; Metazoa; Arthropoda; Insecta; Coleoptera; Buprestidae
Product: Down syndrome cell adhesion molecule-like protein 1 homolog
Exons: 7
Coding region: 281-1132 (283 amino acids)
Biological process (GO): synapse organization
Cellular component (GO): neuron projection membrane
Source: RefSeq, a predicted model, not a curated record